Molecule: messenger RNA, 1914 nt
Organism: Rotaria sp. Silwood1
Lineage: Eukaryota; Metazoa; Rotifera; Eurotatoria; Philodinida; Philodinidae
Source: the annotation of a GenBank genome assembly
UUUUUCCUUCUUGUGGGUCAUUUUGCAUUUGAAUGUUUUCGAAUCAAUUACACUACAUCUAAAUAUCGUUCAUAUGCUUAAUCUUUUAAUUAUAUCAUCUAGUAUAUGUGGUAUAAAUAUGAGACCUAACCGACGAUCUAUAAGAUAGAAAUGGAAAAAAAUACUAUUUUUCCUUACUUUUGACCCACCCGGUAUAUUCAGCGAACUAGUUUUGCGAGUAACUGUCCGACGAACAACUGUCCUGCGAGCAACUCUCCGUUUCCCCUUUUUCACUAGUCACCAGGCGCAUUCGAAUUGAUACUUCAAACCAUUACAUACCGAAGCACUCAUUGGUUCUGAAAAAUAUACUUUUCCUAUCUUUAUCGUCUAUGAGCAACAAAAAAUGCACGAAAAGACUUUUUUCUUACGUGUCUUAUAAUAGCCGGUUGGAAAGGAUUAAUCGACUCCUUCUCUAAAAAGUCUUAUUGCUUCUUGGCAUCAUGCACGAAUGGUAAUACUUGUGCAAAUACUACUCAAUAUAUUUCACUGAAUACACAGUAGCCAAAUCUUUAUAUUUAUAUAUGCAACAGCAUUUAUUCAUACCUGAACGAACGCAGAAAAAUAUUUCAUAGCUUUAGGCUAAUUACUUUCAUGAAUAAUCCGACACAUUUUCUAUCGACUCACAACAUAUUUUUGAAGUUUCUUAUCAACAUGAUGCAUUUUCGGAUUGACCGACAUGUUCGUGCAUGGACAUUUCCGCGCAUCGUAUUGCUUCAUUGACACUUACAACACGAAUUUUUUUUCACUCAUUCACCUUAAUUCAUUUUAUCUGUAGUGAAUAAUUGUUCUAUUUUUGUUAUUAGACUAAUGAUAAGAAUAAAAUUUUAAUUCAGAUCAUAGGAUUAAUUAAUUAAGAACAAAGAAAUAUGAUUAAAAUCAGACUUAAAAUAAAGUGGAUUAAAUAAAAGAACAUGAAGAAAUUGAAAUCUCGAUAUCAUUUGAUAACUUUUUAAGUCAAAGCUAUGACUAUCAUUCUUUCAAGUAAGAAUAAAGAUCAACUUCUCUUCGAGGGCUUUCGUUAUCGUCGUGACAGAUCGGGUGUAUCAAAGACAAGUGCAAAGGUCGUGCUCGAUUUGAUGGAAAUAUUUAUGAAGCAUAUAAAAAUCAUACAUGUCAAGCACCAAAUCCAGAAGAAAUUGAAAAAGCUGUAUAUAAUUAUGAAAUUCGAAAAAAGCUGAAAAUUCUCAUGAUCCACCACGUUUAAUAAUUCAAGAAGCAAGAUUAAAAUUAUCUUCAGACGCGGCUGCUGUUAUUCCACAAUAUUUAGCAUCACAACGUUCAGUUCAGCGUAUCCGAAAGGAUAAUGAUAUUCCAAAAGAACCUACUUCGUUUAGUGAAAUUGUUAUUCCACUUAAAUUUCAAUUAAGAACUUCAAAUCAACAAUUUUUACUAUAUGGUAACGAUGAUAAUCAAAAUCGAUUAUUAAUAUUUGCAAGUCGAGACCAACUGGAUCUUCUUAAUGGGCGUGAAGUAUGGCAUUGCGAUGGUACCUUCGCGGUUGCACCAAAAUUAUUUGAGCAAACGUAUUCUAUUCAUGGCUUAAUUCGUGGAAAAACAUUACCGUUAAUAUAUUCUCUUUUACCAAAUAAAAAAGAAGAAACAUAUGAAACAUUAUUUCGAGUAGUACAACAGCAUGUUCAACGCGUACCACGUUAUAUAACAAUAGAUUUCGAAAAAGGAGCAGAAAAUGCAUCUGCUGUUGUGUAUCCUCAAAGUCAAAUAUUUGGUUGUUUUUUUCAUUUUAAGCAAAAUAUUUGGAGGAAUAUUUCAGAGCUUGGUCUGAAAAAAGAAUUUCUUGAAAAUAACAUUAGUCGUCGUACUAUGAAAAAUUUAGCAGCAUUAGCAUUGGUUCCUGAACAAGAUGCGAGACCAUGA